Molecule: messenger RNA, 1776 nt
Organism: Danaus chrysippus (African queen)
Lineage: Eukaryota; Metazoa; Arthropoda; Insecta; Lepidoptera; Nymphalidae
Source: the annotation of a GenBank genome assembly
AUGGAGUCGGACUCUGCUCUUCACGGUGAUGUUCCCGAUGGCGCGGAAAUGUCCCCUCUAGUAGAAAACCCAACAGAAACACUAGAAGAAAAUGGUGAUAACAAUGGAGCAGCUGAGGAAUCAGAAUCUGUACCUACAGAAGAAGACGCAGCAACAAAUGGUGGUGCUCCAACUAGUAGCAGUGAUGUUUUGGAUCUAGAACCUGCUGGACAGCCGGUAGAACAUGAAGAACCACUUCCGCAUCAAGCUAACGCCGAAGCUGAAGAAGAAAUGGACAUAGAUGAAACUACCCCGGGAACUGUUGACGAAUCAGCAUAUAUCGGAGACAAUUGUUUAUCUACUCCAGCGGAAACUGAAGAUAAUUCACCACAAGAGGAGCACUCGUUACUUAAGGAUCACAUGUUAGAGGGUGAGGGUGAGGGAGAAGGUCUUGAAGGAGCCCAGGAGGAGUCUCCCGACCAAUCUAUAAGUUCGGCUUUACCAAUAGAAGGUGACGGCGCCCCUAUCAUACAAGAUGAAGAAUCUAGUACAAUGGAUGAAGAUAUGGGUGGAGGCGAGGGUGUCGCCAGCAGUGACGAUGUCAAUGAUAUAAGCAGUGCUGCCGCAGAAGUCCUAAGCACUGGCAUAAGUUCAAGUACCACAGAAGGUGCAGACAUUACAAGCAGUGGGCAAACUGAGGCGGCCCUGAUAUCAUCUACGGCUAACGGCCCUGCAUUACUGCAUUCCUUCUCUGUACUACCUCAACAGCAGCAAGCUAAUGAAUUCAGUGAUGCUGAUACAUCAGAGAUGGAAGGUGCUGCGGACACAAUGCCCUCAGUCAGUGAGUCAAUGCCGUUGAUCACUAUGACGGCGAAUGGAUCAGCAAUACUUUCACCAAACUUACUACAAGGUGAUGAGAGUGGUGCUGGUGUGUCUUCUUCGGUGGCUGGCCUCAGUUCUGAGAGCGGUGCGGGCGAGGGUGAGGGUGCUGUGAGCAGCUCCGGCGCCGCUCAGUCCGCUAACGGAGCCCCGCCUCUACCGCCCACGGACGCCGCUCACGCGCUUGCUACCCUUGCUAGUGCAGCGCUGCAUCAUCAACAUGAACAGAAUGAACCAGAAGACCAAAAGCCACAAAACGAUGAGGAUGUCUGGUACACAGUGGGCUUUGUCAAAGGAACCACAUUCACAGUACAAAAUUACAUAUCCGAUGCAAAUGUGGAUCUAUCAAGUCUCUCGUUGGACAGUUUGCCAGAUCUGUCGAACUUACCGACUACCCCGCUAGAACAUGGGACGGCAUAUAAGUUUAGAAUCGCUGCCAUCAACUCGUGCGGGAAGGGAGAAUUCAGUGAAGAGGCAGCGUUCAAGACCUGUCUGCCAGGGUUCCCGGGAGCGCCCUCUGCCAUCAAGAUAUCCAAGUCAGUAGAAGGCGCUCACCUGUCGUGGGAGCCGCCGCAGGUCGCCGCUGAUGGAAUCUUCGAGUACUCAGUAUAUCUAGCUGUGAGAUCUAAUCCACAACCAAAGGAGGCCUCAAAGUCUCAGCUGGCGUUCGUGCGCGUGUACUGCGGCAAGGCGAACACGUGUGUUGUGGGUCAGGCGUCGCUGGGCGCGGCGCAUGUUGACUCCUCAACCAAGCCAGCCAUCAUCUUCAGGAUCGCGGCUAGGAACGACAAGGGCUACGGACCAGCCACGCAGGUCAGGUGGCUACAAGAUAUAAAAUCUACGGGAGUGAAGCGAGCUGGUGAGGGCCGGCUGCCAGGAGCCUCGCCGUCGAAGCAACCAAAACAACUGUUGUACUAA